Nerophis ophidion (straightnose pipefish) is the source of this 2062-nucleotide messenger RNA. It is a transcript of the gene spp1, whose product is annotated as secreted phosphoprotein 1. Gene Ontology annotation, biological process: ossification; cell adhesion. The record is from RefSeq and is a predicted model, not a curated record. The coding region runs from base 177 to 1241 and encodes 354 amino acids. NCBI's taxonomy places the organism in Eukaryota, Metazoa, Chordata, Actinopteri, Syngnathiformes, Syngnathidae. The transcript is spliced from 8 exons.
GGCUGUGCUGGGAUUGGCUGCAGAAAGAACGAGAAGGACUUAAAAGCCAGCCAGGAGUGUUCAGCAGCAUCACAGGACAGCAACGCAACAUCCAGGAUCAUACGGAGCUCAAACCUCAUCUGACAUCUCCAUUCUGCAGCUUCCUGCUACUCCGAACAAGACAAGAAGUGGACAACAUGAAAGUGGCCCUUGUUUUUGUUUUGCUCUUCGCAGGAGUUCUUUGCAGAUCGGCGAGAAAAUAUGACAGUUCUGCCGAGAGCUCUGAAGAAGUGGUGAGGCGACCUCCCCCUCCCAUCUUCAGGAAAAGGGUGGACCGAGUUUCCCAGAUCCGUGCAGCAGCUGUCAGGGCUUUGCAGAGGUUCCUGGCGCCAGCUUUUUUCGACUCAGAUGAGAGCAGCGACAGUUCUGACAAGCAGGUUGCAGUCCACACCCCAGCUGUAGUCAACUAUGACAACUAUGAAACCACAGAUCCCGCCGCGUCAGAUCCACCCCCUGUGGACAACAAAGAUGACGAAGACAGUGAUGAUGAUGAUGAUGAUGAAUCGGAGGAAAGUGACAGUGAUGAAGAAGAGGACGAUGAGGAGGAGGAUGACUCCUCAGAGUCGGGCGAGUCUACAACCCUGGCACCAGACACCGUGACCCCCGUAAUUGUGACGGAGGAAACCACAGAGGAGCCCCUGGUGCCCACCAUCGUCACAGACGGCGACUCGGGCCGCGGGGACAGCAUGGGAGGACAUCCCGGCGAUUACAAGACUUACGUCUACAUGCAGGAGAAGAACUAUCACAAGGCUCCUUCGCCCUACAAGUCCUACAAUUAUGACAGCGGGAAGAAAUCGGGCUAUGACAUGCCCACUGGCAACGAGGUGGAGAAGGGCUACAAGAUGGAGAGCUACCCUCAGGUCCAUUCCGACCUACUGGAGGGAGAUAGCAGCACCCCCGAGGAGGAGGUCGACAACCAGGACAUCUCUGGACCUUCCCAGAACCAGGAUGUCCUCCCUGCCGAAGAGGUGGUGGUGGAGGAGGAGGAGGAGGAGGAGAAGGCCGCCACCAGCGAUAGUGGAAGCUCCAGCAACCCGGAAGAGGAGGAAGAGGAGAGCGCCAGCCAGGAGGCGGCGGCCACGCCCGGAGCCGCCGACAGCGAUUCCGACGAGAGCGAGAGCACGGAGAGCGAUUCUGAUGAACGCGGGAUGGGACCCGGACCCGGACCCACCGCCGACGCCGUGGUCAUUACUGCCAAAUAAGUCAUGCAGCAAGUAAUAAAGACUUCAUGCCACAUUCAAGCCUGAUCUUUCCAUUUCUCAGGCACUUUUUGAAGUUUUUCUUUGUACAAUCUUCAACAAGCAAGUGCAUGGAUCCUCCUAAGAACCAGUUCAGGACCCGUUAAGGUCAACCGAGUCCUAGUUUUCAUUUUCAUCUCGGGUCACGUCGUAUUUACGUAAGUCCUGGGCGGGCCGCAUCAUGAUAUGAUGACAUCAUUAUUAUCCAUAUUCAGCAAAAACACUUAAUCCUAAUUUAAAUUGACAGGCAUAUAUCCAACUUCAAUUAGCAGUUUAUUUAAGAAAGGUUUCUUGCAAUGGCAAAAAAAAAAAAAAAGAAGCUUAUUGCAAUACAUAAUUUCACGUUAGGAACGACAUGAAAGAAGAAAUGCCUUAUUGACGGCCAUUAUUUCCACAGGCCAAAGAAAGGAUAUGUUGACUUUGACGCUUAUAUUUUUAAGGAGUUAUUUCUAUUUCUGGGAAGAAAAUCAGUUCAUUUAUAUUAUGUUUUUGCAAAAGCCAAUUUGUGUUUUUUUUGUCAGAAUUAACGAUAAUAAAAAGAAGAUUUCAGCAAAAUGCGGAAUCAAAUGAUGAAAUGUGAGCAGGGUUACAUUACAGGCAAAUAAAGCCAUAUUUAAAUAAUCAAGCAUCAAGUAUUGAAACUUAGAACUAGUGUGAUAUAUAUUUGUUGCUAGUAUCAAAUCUGCUGUGUCAUCACUUCUUACACACCUGGAUGGCAUGAUUUACUGUAAUGUGUUAUUUUGUACACCUUGUCUAAAAUAUGAAUAAAAUUAUUUUACAUACAA